This is a messenger RNA of Heteronotia binoei (common prickly gecko), 927 nucleotides long. It is a transcript of the gene ADIG, whose product is annotated as adipogenin. The transcript has 3 exons. Gene Ontology annotation, biological process: brown fat cell differentiation; white fat cell differentiation. The record is from RefSeq and is a predicted model, not a curated record. Lineage: Eukaryota; Metazoa; Chordata; Lepidosauria; Squamata; Gekkonidae. Gene Ontology annotation, cellular component: lipid droplet; nucleus; cytoplasm. The coding region runs from base 209 to 877 and encodes 222 amino acids.
CAUUUCACUAUCCUUGAGUAUUCUCAGUCUAACCCUUUAAUGAGAUGGAAGCCUUCCUCUAAAUCAGCUGUGUGGGAAUGACAACACAGUUGCUUUGUGAAUCAUGCUGUGACUUAAUAAGAGAGGGAAGUUGUCAAAAGGUGACUAGCACAGCUGAGCAAAUUUCAAGGACCACAUGUAGUUAGUUAAGGUUGACCUGGAAGUAGCCAUGAAGUACCCCCUGGUUCCUUUAAUCAAUGAACUAACAUUUCCCAUUCUAUUCUUCUGGUUUUGCUUGCCCUUUGGGUUGCUGUUGAUAUUAGUGAUUUUCUGGCUUCAGCUUCUGCUCCAUAAAGCCCAGUUACCCAACAUCAAAGAGAUCAAGAUACCACCUUCUGAUACUUCUGAUGGGAAUUCAUACUUCAGAUAUGGGAAUGAAUUUGAAGGAAAUAGCAAGCAGAGUAAGAUGCGUGGUAGAGGUUCAGAAAGUAACAUAUGGAGUCUUCCACCUGUGGCACAAAUGUGGUCCAAGCCUCUCCAUUUGAGCUCGAAAGACACAGUUCAAAGAAAACACUUCUGUGCUAUUAUUUCAGACAGAUGGAACCAGGGUGUCAACCAGCAUUAUUUAGAUAAAAGUUCCUUGUAUAACAAUAUAAUGUCACUAUGCUCUGUGGUGUUGGCUCCUCCCAUCAGUCUUCUGUACCAGUUGUUUGAGCUCUCCAAUGUUCUUCAAAUUCAGUCGCUACUUUCUUCUCCAAUUAUUUGCACUUAUCAGCUUUUUGCCGGGCUGAAUGGAAAGGCUGUGAAGAUUCUGGCUUCCCUAAAGCACGAAAUCCGUGAUCUAUCCAUUUCCAUCAGGAAGAAGAGAAAGAAAAGAGUCUCUGGGGCUAAAGGCUAAUAAUGGGACAUGCACAAUGUAUUUAAAAUACAGCUGCUUCCGCAAACAAA